AUGCAUCGGUUCUUCAAAUCUGAAUUCUUCAACUUCGAAUUCAUCCGCAUUCUCUCCGCCGCCCCCUACGGUGGAGCUGAAAUCGCAGAAUGCCUGGUGGCAGCCGGCCAAAUCACCAACGAUGACCCAGAGAGCUGGCAUCGGGCGUGGAUAAUCCAGGCCGACAAAGCGAAAGCCCUGGGAGAUGAAGCCCUGCACUCUGGUGACACCGUCUCCGCGCGACGAGCCUACCUUCGCGCCUCCAACUACCGCGCCAGUGGCUACAUGUUCCACGAUCGGCCGGGGGCACCGGACGCUCGCGUCUUGCCCCUGGCGCAGCAGGUCCUGGACACUUAUGCUCUCACCUUACCGCUACUAGACACCGGCGAAGCAAGCCAGCUCAAGAUCCCGUUUGAAAACUACCAACUCGCCGCGUACCUUUACCUUCCGCGCGACCGCACGAAGCCUGUACCCGUGCUACUCAGCCUCGGCGGUGCAGACUCCAUCCAAGAAGAGCUGUACUACGUCUACGCAGCCAGCGGACCCCAAUUGGGCUAUGCCGUACUCACCUUCGAGGGACCGGGCCAGGGCAUCACUCUUCGCCGCGACAAGAUGCACAUGCGCCCGGACUGGGAGGUCGUCGUCGGCCGCGUCCUCGACUUCCUGACGGCGUAUAUGCAGCAAAACCCCUCUGUGCAGCUGGACCUUUCACGCGUCGCGGUCGUCGGGGCCUCGAUGGGGGGGUACUACGCCCUCCGCGCGGCUGUCGACCCGCGCAUCGGGGCCUGCGUCUCGAUCGACCCCUUCUACGACAUGUGGGAUUUUGUGCGCAACCACGUCUCGCCGGCCUUGCUGAACGCGUGGAACGCCGGGUGGGUGCCUUCGCGGGUCGUCAACGGCAUCAUGUCGAUGGCGAUGGCAGCUUCGUUCCAGGCUAAGUGGGAGGUCGGCCUCGCGAUGUGGUUCUUCGGCGUCGACUCCCCGACGCAGACGCUGCGACAUAUGAUGAAGUAUACGCUCGCCCGCGCAGAUGGGACGAGUCGGCUGGACCAGGUCAAGUGCCCUGUGUUGGUGUCCGGGGCGACGCAGUCACUGUAUCUGGAGCCGGAGAGCGAUGUGCUCCGUGUCUUUGAUGCGUUGGCGCAUCUGGGUGACGAGCGGCGCGAGAUCUGGAUCGCGAGGUCGCCGGAGGAAGGUGGUUUGCAGGCGAAGAUCGGAGCGAUCGGGCUGGUGGUGCAGAGGACAUUUCGAUUUUUAGAUCAGCAUCUUAAUGUUACGCGGUAG
Penicillium oxalicum is the source of this 1263-nucleotide messenger RNA. It is a transcript of the gene psoB, whose product is annotated as hydrolase psoB. NCBI's taxonomy places the organism in Eukaryota, Fungi, Ascomycota, Eurotiomycetes, Eurotiales, Aspergillaceae. The record is from RefSeq and is a predicted model, not a curated record. The transcript has a single exon. The coding region runs from base 1 to 1263 and encodes 420 amino acids.